Elephantulus edwardii (Cape elephant shrew) is the source of this 1371-nucleotide messenger RNA. RefSeq names its product SPARC related modular calcium binding 2 (gene SMOC2). Gene Ontology annotation, cellular component: basement membrane. The transcript is spliced from 13 exons. The record is from RefSeq and is a predicted model, not a curated record. The coding region runs from base 1 to 1371 and encodes 456 amino acids. Gene Ontology annotation, molecular function: protein binding; extracellular matrix binding; calcium ion binding. Gene Ontology annotation, biological process: extracellular matrix organization. Lineage: Eukaryota; Metazoa; Chordata; Mammalia; Macroscelidea; Macroscelididae.
AUGCUGGCGCCCCGGCUCUGGUGGCUGCUGCUGCUGGCGGAGCUGCUCCCGCCCGCGCCGGCGCAGAAGUUCUCGGCGCUCACGUUUUUGAGAGUCGACCAAGAUAAAGACAAGAAUUGUAGCUUAAACUGUGCGGGCUCGCCUCAGAAACCCCUGUGUGCUUCGGACGGGAGGACCUUUCUGUCUCGAUGUGAGUUCCAGCGUGCCAAGUGCAAAGACCCCCAGCUGGAGAUCGCUUACAGAGGAAACUGCAAAGAUGUGUCCAGGUGUGUGGCCGAGCGGAAGUACACUCAGGAGCAAGCCCGGAAGGAAUUCCAGCAGGUGUUCAUCCCUGAAUGCAGUGAGGAUGGCACCUACAGCCAGGUCCAAUGUCACAGCUACACGGGAUACUGUUGGUGUGUCACACCCAACGGAAGGCCCAUCAGUGGCACAGCGGUGGCCCACAAGACACCUAGGUGCCCUGGUUCUGUAAAUGAGAAGCUGCCACAAAGAGAGGGCACAGGAAAAACAGUCUCCUUGCAAAUCUUUUCCAUUCUGAAUUCAGAUGAUGCGGCCGCUCCGGUGCUGGAGACACAGCCCCAAGGAGAUGAAGAAGAUAUUGCAUCACGAUAUCCCACACUUUGGACUGAGCAAGUGAAAAGCCGACAGAACAAAACGAACAAGAAUUCAGUGUCCUCCUGUGAUCAGGAGCACCAAUCAGCCCUGGAAGAGGCCAAGCAGCCCAAGAAUGACAAUGUUGUCAUCCCUGAAUGUGCACAUGGUGGCCUCUACAAGCCAGUGCAAUGCCACCCCUCCACUGGGUACUGCUGGUGUGUUUUGGUGGACACGGGCCGCCCAAUUCCUGGGACGUCUACGAGGUACGAACAGCCCAAGUGUGACAACACCGCCCGAGCUCACCCAGCCAAAGCCAGGGACCUGUACAAGGGACGCCCACUCCAGGGCUGUCCUGGUUCCAAAAAGAAUGAGUUCCUCACCAGUGUCUUGGACGCACUGUCCACCGACAUGGUCCAUGCCGUGUCUGACCCAUCAUCUUCCAGCAGGUUCUCAGAGCCCGACCCCAGCCACACACUGGAGGAGAGGGUCGUACACUGGUAUUUCAAACUGCUUGACAAAAACUCCAGUGGGGACAUUGGCAAAAAGGAAAUCAAGCCCUUCAAGAGGUUCCUGAGAAAAAAAUCAAAGCCAAAAAAAUGCGUGAAGAAGUUUGUGGAGUACUGCGAUGUGAAUAAUGACAAGUCUAUUUCUGUGCAAGAAUUGAUGGGCUGCCUGGGGGUCACCAAGGAAGAGGCCAAAGGGAGCGCCAGGAAGCGGCACACCCCGAGAGGAAAUGCAGAAAGCCAGACUCUUCGACAGCCGAGGAAGCAAGGAUAA